AUGAUGACGAGGAACUCGACGACUCAUUAUAAUUUCGCUCGCCAAGUGGUUGCCGUCGUGCUACAACUACUACUGCUAGUUCUCAAUGUAAUCUUUGGUCCAUCAACAACAACAACAGCAGCAUCCUUCUUCUCCGGAGAUAUUCAAUCUUUUACUCCCAAUAAUCAUCAUCAGCCUUCUUCGGGAGCAACUCCCAUCUUUCAUCAUCGGUAUGGUUUCAGAAAUUGUUCCUAUGAAGAGCGAAUACCGAGUAUUAUCAACACCAACCAUUCAUCAUCCUAUACAUUUGUACGGAUACCUUUAAAUGAAGAAUUAUUUUCUCAGUUCCGAGAUUUGCCUUUUGGCUUUGGAUGUGAGAGUGUUGAAUUUCCUCAAGCCAUCUCGGAAGAUGAUUUUGCCAUUUACAUUUUUGCAAACAACAUGAAAAACUCUGAAUUCUACGCACCCAUAUCGACCUCAGCAGAACGGUAUGAUGUAUGCGAAAAGUAUCAAUCGUUGCAAGAGAGUUGUGCGGAUUUGUUGUGUGGAGCUGCCCACCAGCAAAACCGUUUGAAUUAUUCAUUAGUGAACUAUUGUCAAUAUUGCCGUAAUGCCAAAGGAUUUGUUGAAUUUCAUCACAGACUCCAAAAUACGGACAGUUAUAUUGAAACACCCAAUGACGGGUUGCAACGUGGCUACAACUCGUGUGGUAAUUUUUCUAAAUUUCCAUCUGCCUUCUAUUGUGGAGAUAUCAGUAAGGGGCUUCCCUUAUAUUAUCAGAGUGAUCUAAAUUUCAAAUUAUUGAAAAACCCCUAUUUCUGUUAUUGUGCCAAAGAGAACAGCUACUCAUUUUCGUGUGAUAACUUUUGGAAUGAUCAGCACACAGCGACCGCUAAAAUGGUGUUGACUGUUAUUAUUAUGGUUCCAGCUUUUAUAGCUUGCCUUUUUGCCUAUACUCUACCCCUAUUGAAAAGUUUCACACGAAAACGGAACCUCAAUGUUGUGAAUAUUUUCAGCAUGUUCAUUAUGGGAGCGGCAUGCAUGACCAUGCUCGUGGGCGGGGUUACAGCUGUCUUCUUACCCAUACUCAAUUAUACAUUGCUUUCUUCUAGCUUAUUCAUGAUUCACAUUUCGAUAUUACCUGCCCUACUUGUUUUCGAUCGCAUCUACAUGUUCCUCAAGACUUCAGAAAAUAGAAAUUGCAUUAUUUUCACAAGUAUUACAUUUGGAGCCUUGGUACUCUAUGCCUUAUGUUUGGGUGCAUGUAUUGCCAUUGAGGUGUUAAUAUUUUCGUAUGCGUAUUCAAGUAUAUCUCACAUAUUAUUGCUAGUGAAUUAUAUUAAUUUCUUCAUUCCAUUGCUUGUAAAUACUCUUCUAUUUAUUCUGCUUUCUCUAAGGCUGUAUUUUACAUUCAAGCAAAAAACAACCAUUUCAUUCUUUGCAUCCAGUUAUUUUCGUGAAUUCGUUGUACUAUGUUUAUGUAGUUGGUGCUCUUUUAUUACAUGUCUGCUGUCCAACAUUUUUCGCAUUUAUGGAACUUCCUAUUUCCACUAUGCCAUAUGUAACUUGUCUGAGCUUGCGAGUAUUACGUGCUCCUUUUCAUGUUUUGUGGUCAUUUUGUACAUUGUUUUUGACCAGGAACGAUUUUACGAAUGCUAUCCAUGUAUUGUGAAACCAUUGAAGAAGUUCUUACAACAGCGAAAGGCCAAACAAAAGCAGAAGGAUCAAGUACUAUUGUUAGGAAACGAACAAGCUGUUCCAGAAUUUGGUAAUUCCUCUUCAGCAUUUGAUAACAGCAUUGAGACUUCCUAUACCAAUGUGGAAAAUUCACUCCAGGGAAAUGUAUCAAUGGAAUCAUCUAUGGUGAGUCGUUAA
Messenger RNA from Naegleria lovaniensis, 1854 nucleotides. RefSeq lists its product as uncharacterized. The transcript has 2 exons. Lineage: Eukaryota; Heterolobosea; Eutetramitea; Acrasida; Naegleriidae. The record is from RefSeq and is a predicted model, not a curated record. The coding region runs from base 1 to 1854 and encodes 617 amino acids.